Messenger RNA from Polyodon spathula (Mississippi paddlefish), 3692 nucleotides. Its product is annotated as polycomb group RING finger protein 5-B-like. Gene Ontology annotation, cellular component: PRC1 complex. Gene Ontology annotation, biological process: regulation of transcription by RNA polymerase II. The coding region runs from base 954 to 1715 and encodes 253 amino acids. NCBI's taxonomy places the organism in Eukaryota, Metazoa, Chordata, Actinopteri, Acipenseriformes, Polyodontidae. The record is from RefSeq and is a predicted model, not a curated record. The transcript is spliced from 9 exons.
AAAAAGUCGACCGGAGGUGCUGACUUCCUCAAUUGUCCUGACAGGAGCAUUUCGUGGUACCUUUGUAAAUAUAUGCUCUUUUUCUUGGAGACAAUGACAUUAUUAAAAUGGUCUCUCUCAAUUACUUGCUGGUGACAAUUACUGGCCUAAUUUAUUUUAGCUUCAGAAGGAGUUCUUGGUAGGCAGGCUGCUAUUGUAAGUUGAUCAUUCUACAGGUGGUCUUCAGUUUAACUGUGUCUCUCGGAUCCUGAUUUAGAGAUGGUUUUAUGCCUGUAUUUGACUCAAUAAUUAUUUUUGUUAUGCUCUUCUAAUUUAUUUUUCAAAAUAUGUUUUCUUAACAUAUGUGAACAGAUGUACAACACUAGAACCCUUUCUGCAGCACCUCUUUUAGUAGACACCUCCAUCUUCAGUGUUUUCUAUCCCUCAUAUUCAGGCUCCAAAGGGAUUACAUUAAUUGUAUUGAACUUAAACAUGUAGGCUAAGCCCAUGCAGUUUUACAUGUUCAAGAAUACUGAAACCAUAUACUUAAAAUGUCAUGUCAAGAGUGUUUCCUGCGAAAUGUUAGACAAAAACUUUUAGAGCUGCAGAACAGCGUUAAAAUAACAGUCUACAUUUUGCUGAAGGAAGUAGCAUGAACAAUCCAUGUUAGGUUUACAGAAUGGAAGCUUCAUUGAGAUUGGAAGCUUGUGUGAAUGAAGUUAAACAAACAGGAAAGUCAACAAAGUUGGGUUUGUCAUGAAGUAGAGUGCACAGUGCAAAAGUCCUACAGAACCAGGGGGAGGUUACAAUGAAGCACCCUUGAGCUUUCAUUCGAGAGAAUGUAUUUUUGACAAGGUGAAGAUUUGCUUGAAGUGAGACCGAUGCGGGGAGCAUCCCAGCUGUGCAUUGUAGCACAGCAGCUCCUGUGAGCUCCGACUGGACCAUCACCUCUCCACCCCUCGCCUGUCCUAGAAAUGGCUGCUCAGAGGAAGCACCUGGUCAGAGAUUUUAACCACUACAUCACCUGCUACGUUUGUAAAGGAUACUUAAUCAAGCCCACCACAGUGACCGAGUGCCUCCACACUUUUUGCAAACGCUGCAUCGUCCAACACUUUGAAGACAGCAAUGACUGUCCCAAAUGCGGCAUCCAAGUUCACGAAACAAAUCCAUUAGAAAUGCUAAGGCUGGACAACACAUUGGAAGAGAUCAUAUUUAAACUUGUGCCUGGACUCAGAGAAAAGGAACAACAACAAGAAAUAGAGUUCUGGAGGAAGACCAAAUCAAAAGAAAACGGAGGAGAUGACAGUCCGAGAGCCAAGAGAGCCCGAAUGGACAAUGAAGAAGAGGAAGAUGGAGACCAUGAUCACCACAGAAGUGACCCCCAGAUAGCUAUCUGCCUUGACUGCUUAAGAAACAGCAGUCAAUCGGCAGAAAACAUAGUGAAGUCUGAGUUUCUACCCAACCUUGAGAAAACGAUCUUGUUUCAAUUCCCGCUCCAGGGUUUAAUGAAGAAAUUUAUACGCUGCUCCACUCGAGUGACGGUUGGAACAAUAAAGAAGUUUCUUAGUCUGAAGUUAAAGCUUCCAACUUCUUAUGAGCUGGAUGUACUAUGCAAUGGUGAGAUCAUGGGGAAAGAUCAUACUAUGGAAUUUAUCUAUAUGACAAGAUGGAGACUUCGGGGUGAAAAUUCUUACCCAAUGGUACUACAGUAUCGACCACGGAUUGACUUUGGUUAGACCAGAGGGAGACAGAGUGAACCUGCUGAGGUGACUCCUGCACUAAAGUAAACCCAUCGACAGAUUACACAAUGAAUGGAUGUGCCUGAACCAGGGACACAGAUGCUUCUGUUUGUUUUCCGCAUGCAGAUAGAUGUCUAUCCUGUUAGAUUUUGGUUUCUUCAAGUCAGUUUUAUGUUUUAAUUUGACAGCAAAUUAAUGUGUGCCAAUCUUGCUCCUUCAACAUCCUACCUAGAAUAAGUGUAACUCUUGGCAUGGGUUUUUCGUAGUCCAGAAACUAAUGUAACAACGGAACUGUUCCGCUUCUUUUAAUUUGAAUAUAACAAGCGUAUCUCUUGCACUGCAGUGGCACAGUGUACAGAUCGGUGAAAAUAAUGACUCAAUUUGCUGUUGAACGAGUAUGUUGGACCCACUGGAGUAAAAUCCAAAUUGAACUGAUACGUUCAAGUUGUUCAACAGAAUGCUUUCUGGCUUGGAUACGCUUAGAAGUUAUAAGGUAUCAAUAUAUUGGUCAUGAAAAUAGCAAGUGAAUUUAACUCAGUGAGAGGUGUUUAUGGGAAGCCUUGAGAUGUGUAACAGUUAAAACAGGCUACUAAUCUGUAUUUAAGGUUUAUAAAUGUGUUAUUGGUUAGAAAUAGACAUUGUAAACAAUCUAAAAGACAUGCUAAAAACUGUUUCAGAAUAUAUGUUGGUGGCGGUGAUGAUUAGAGAAGAACUGUUUUGAAUUUUGAAUACCAUGAUCUGAAGAUUCCUAAUAAGAUAAUAUCAUCCACCCAACACCUUUUUGGUUAUUACUGCAUCACACUGUGGACAGAUUAUAUAGGCCCUGUUUUUAAGGGUCGUAGCCACUUUCUUAGUUAUUAAUGUCAGGACAGACAGUUGUAUUUAUUCAUAGAGUAAUUGGUUGUGUUUUCCAUUGUAAAUGUCAUACUGCAAGAGAUUUGUACAAGUUUUCUCAUUCCUUCCUUUAAUGCCCUUUGCAUUCUUAACAGUAGUCACUGUGUAUAGUGGCGGCAAUUAAAUAUAAUUAACACAUGCCUUGGAUAAACCAUAUAGUAAUGUGCACUGAUUAGGCGAAGGAAAUAUAUAAUGGCUUCAACUGUGGGUUGGAACAUGUACUGUAGCUCCCAAUGCAUUGCAAUGAAAACAGGUGUCCAGUGUUAAAGGAUUCUAAAGGUUUCACAUGACUUAGAUAGGGCUAGUGGAUCACAUGACACGUCAUAUGACCACAUUCAUUUUCGUACAUUCUAGGGGGUUUUGAAUUUUACAUUUUCUACAUUUUUGGACAGACAGCUCGAUGGCAAGAGGUUGUAACAGGUCAGAGCUUGAGAGAGGACACGAUUGAACUUCUAUAGAAACGAAAUGUGGCUCUACGAGACAAAUAGUCUUUUACAGAAUGUUUUAUCCUGGCUACUUACAAGAGAUCCAACUGAACCAAGAGCCAAUUGAACAGAAGAACAGAGUCAGAGGGGGGAAGGGCUUAUCGGCUGCUGGACAAUCAGAUUCACACUUGCUGACAUUACUGAACAUGUUGCAGCAGGAUCGCUAAUUCUGUAUCAUUUGUGUACUGACAUACAGGAUGCAAUCCACAGCUUUUUAAUUGCAACACGAGACUCAAACUGAGUACAGAUCCAGUGCAACUAGAAGCAACAGCAAAACACCCAUUGCUGCAUUACUGAGGCUCAGUGAUUAGGGGACAUUUUCGAAAGCAUUUCCAAAUUUCAAAUCAUUAUUUGGCAAGAAAAUAUGAGCUGAAAGUAUUCAUUGAAGCUUUCAGUUCUUUUCGAUGGCCAGAAUAAAAUGUGAUUAUCCAGGCCUGUUUUUGUGCCAGUUUUAUGAACAGGUAAUAGCUUUUUUUUGGCAGUGCUCUUAGAAAUAUUGAUGAAUUUUAGAGUUAGAUAGAUACUGUACACACACACACACACACACACACACACACACACACACACACACACACACACACACACACACAGUGCC